This is a messenger RNA of Podarcis lilfordi (Lilford's wall lizard), 9882 nucleotides long. The record is from the annotation of a GenBank genome assembly. Lineage: Eukaryota; Metazoa; Chordata; Lepidosauria; Squamata; Lacertidae.
AAAAAAGAAGAAAAAAAAAAACCAAUAACAAAACAUAUAAAACAUAUAAAAACCAUACAACAAUACAGCAAAAAAUACAGACAAAAAAGAAACUAAAACACACAUCCAGUAUUCCGUAUCUUUACCUUUCCUUUCCUUGUUUCAUCGACCUCCUCACACCUCCCUUUUUUUGUAUUCUAGUUCAGUUCACUAUUUCAGCAGGUUCUUCCCAUCUUUCUCAAUUUUUAUUCUAUAAUUUAUCUUAACGGUCUAACCUUGAUUUUUUUCAAUUUAACCCAUUAAAUUGUUCAGAGCAAGCCCCCCUGGCUGGCACUCGGCCGCGGGAGAAGGGAGCGGGGCGGGCGAGGCCGGCCAACCCCACGCCCUCGCGGCCGGCCUCCUUGGUCCACAGUCCACCUGCCAAGCGCCGCCCGGGCCCGGACCGAGGCCCGCCGCCUCCUCCUCCUCCUCGGCGCAUGCGGGCCUGGCGUCCUUGGCCCUUCCCCUCCGGAUCCGGCCCGCCACGUCACGCGCCGGGAAGCGGCUGAGGGGGAGGCCAUGGCGGAGCUCUACGUGAAGCCGGGUGAGGGGGCGCCGGAGGGGCGCGCGGAGGGGCGGGCGGGCUGCCGGCCGGCGGAGGGAUGGCCUUGACGUCUCGCUUUCCUUUCCAGGGAACCGGGAGCGCGGCUGGAACGACCCGCCUCAGUUCUCGUACGGCCUGCAGCAGCUUCAGGCUUCCGGGGCAGGAGGCGGCGGCGGCGGCGGCAAGCGGGGGAUCCUGACGCGACGCCCGGGAGCGGCUCCGGGAGCAGCACCGCCGCCGCCGCCUCCGCCUCACGGGCCAGGUGAGGAGACGCGGAGAUGCUUUCCUUCUUUCUUUCCUCCCUCCCUUCUGAUUGUUUUGUUAACAGGGAAAGCGUAGAAACAAAACUCGGGACUAUAAAAUCAGGGUUCCCAACCAAAUCCGCUGGCGGAUUCGCUCUCUCCAUACCAGCAGGCCAUGUAACUCUUUUUGGAUGCUAUUUGUAAAUCAAGGCUGCUGUCAUUAUGAUAUUUCCCAUAUUAAGUGACCUUGCUAUCUUUGCCAUAAUCCUCCUCUCCGUCACGAUACGUUCACUUAUUCAGUCAUCCAUCUAUUUGUUUCAUGGAAUUUGUAAGCAAACCAGCCAACAGCCCCUGCAAGCGGCUCUCUUAAUGUGACCCCUGGAGGAGCCUCUGGGACUGUCCAGCUCUUCCUGUGCUGAGAUGGGUCAAGUUCCCCACACCUGCCAGGAACGCAGAGCCCACCUCCAGAGGCUCUUCCUUCCUUCCUUCCUUCCUUCCUUCCUCUCUCUCCCACUGCCUCCUGUAGCCAACUUCACUCCAAGCCCUAGGGCCUCCUGUAGAAGGGCUGCUCAGGAGUCUUGCUUGCGUUAUUAGUUUUUUAAAAAUAAAAUUGUACCCAUAAGAAACAUGCAAAGAGCUGAAGCUAUUAUAAAGGGCAAAAUACAUAAAACAGAAUGAAAUACAUUAAACAGUUAGCUUAAUUAUUAAAACCAGACAUUAUGUGAGGAUAAGAGCUUGCUCCCCUGAAGACCUCAACUUGUCACCCCCACAAACGUCUCCCUAAAAUUGCCACUCUAAAGGCAAAGCUGGCUGCUUUUUAUUUGUACUCUAAUAAAAUGUUAUUCAAAUACCCAGUCGAUCUCCCACCUGUGAGAUUUAACUUGUUGAACAAAGCUGCUCUUAAUCCUCAUAGACUGGGCAACCAGUCUAGUGGGGUAAGUCUUCAGGCAGAUUUCCUCCAUGUGGGCAAACUCUCUUCAUAAGGGAUCCAGCAAUAGUGUCCUUCAACUGUGGCAGAAUGCAUAGGCUGGAACUGCAGAGCUGUAAAGGCUUUUCUCUGUUUGAUAUUUGUGAUGCUGGUUAUAUAGUGAGGGCAAGGAGUCUGAAUGGGUAGUUUGGCAUACCAAGGGGCAAAUUCGGACAGACAAGCAGAAGUGCAAUCAGCACAAAAAUCAUGCUUUAAAAUAGGAGAUUUCAUGUGGCGAGAUGUCCAAACUCAGAAUGUCCAAAGGAAGGCCAAGCUUAUCAAUAACUUGUAGCAUUUCCUAAUUCCAAGAUGGAUUUGAAGAUCAUAACGUAAAACAGAAAUAAAAGUCAGUUCCAGAGAUUGACAGGCACACAGCAAGAAUCACACAGGAAUUUUUCUCUAAGAAUAUCACAAGUGUGACUAUGGGUUCCCACAAUGAAGAGUGCUGUGAGAGGCCUGUGAAAAUUUCUCAAACGAGUCCAGUCUGCCUUCACAGUUCGCCAGUUGUACCCAGAACUCAUUAAAGUCUUUUGUUAAGAGUUCUCAGCUGGUCUUGUAUAUGGUUUAGGGUUUGAAGCUGGGCCAGGAUAUUUUGUAAAGUAGCUGUGUUUGCAUCUGCCUGUUAAUGCUCAGUAGCCUUUGAGUCAGCUUUUUUUUUUUUUGCAUCAGCCAUAUUUUUUUCAGCAGUUUCUGCCGCUUUUUUUCUUUCAGCAGCUCUCUUGUUGGUAGACAUGGUGAUUUAUCUUAAGUAGUAAAGAGAUAGUAGAAAGUUUAUUUACCAUUUGACAUUAAUCUUUUGGCAGCACAGAGCUGCUUUCCAAGUAUUUAAAGGCCUUUUAGUCGGACAGAUCAGAAGGACGUCCCUCACAGCUCCAUUCCUAGACCGGAGGCCCCACCCCUUUCUUCUUGGAGAAAGUUGACCUGCUUAAGGAUUACUGAUGCAAUUCCUGGACCCACCUCAGAAUUGCACUCUUUUUGCUAGUGGUUUCCCAUCAGAUAUAUCUAUUUAAAAAUAGUCUGUGAAACUCUCAACAUGAAAGUGCUUCAUCCAGCCCAAUUUUUAAAGGGAUCAAUAGAUAUUCUUCAGAAAAACUGGUCAUCCUCUGAGAGCUAUUUGGUUUUGAUCAGGAGGUUGGGUUUUUGUGUGAUGUGUGUUCUAAAGGAAGUGCUUGCAGAAAUUCUGAGGGUGGGAACUACAUAACUGAAUCAAAUUUAUUUAUUUACUUACACAAAUACUGCUAUUCUUAAAAAAAAUCAAAGCUGUGUACAACAAUUGUACAUAAAAACAUACAACAAAAAAUAUACAAAGUUGAAAUCAGCUAACUAUUGUGGAAAGUUGUCUUCUUAAUUCCCUGCAUAAGCCUGAUGGAAUAGAGAAGUUUUCAUCAGAUGCUUAAAAGUUGAAGCAGAAGGUGUCUGCUGAACCUCUGUUGACAGAGCGUUCCACAAUACUGGGCAAAUGACAUAAAAGUCUUGGUUUCUAUCUAAGGGGUGUGGCUUGGCUUUGCUUUGCUUGCCUGAUUCUGAGACCCAUAAUUCAAUUUUCUCUAUGUACUAUACACUGGUUGUAUGCUUGAUUGUGUCUUUCUCCUGACUUGUAUUUUUAGCACCUGGUCCAGAAAGUGCUACCUGCUCAGCAGCGUCAUCAGCUGUUCCACCGCCACCGGUGGGCUUGCCUCCUCCUGGUUUGCCAGGCCGCUCUAUGAGGGUAGAUGCCACAAACCAACCCGUCACUGAGGCUGGAGAGGAUUGCCAUGUGGAGGAUGUUCUUGCCCCCUUGAAUGAGGCUCUGGCCAAUUGCAGGAGAUCUGUACCAGUAAGUAGAAUUGCUGCCUUUUCAGGAUUUCCCCAUUUUACUUUGGAGGGAAGAAAGUUCUUUUGCCUCUGUAUGAGCAGUUGUGGUCUGCUUCGUUGUACUAAAGUGAUUAGUUGAAUAGCUAGAGCAGAGGGUGUGGGGGCACAUUUGGAAAUCUAAGAAGGUGCAAUGGGCACCAUUUCACAGAAGAAAAAACUGGCAAUGCUCAGAACCUCAUGAAACAAUAAAAACACCUAUAUACACCUCAAAACAAAGCCCUUUUUAAAAAAAAAAAGCUGGCCGCCUUCCCCCACAACCCAUGCCCCAGCAUACCCAAGCAAGUAGGUAGCAAAAAACCAAGACAAAACAUCUUCCAAUAAACAAACGGCACAACACUCCCAGUAACUACAGAAAGAAGAAAAAGAAGAGAAAGAAAGAUAACAAGCAACCCCCCACAAAAAAAACAUAAGACAUAGCAAACAAAAAUGCAGGCAAAAUCAUCAUUCUGGGGAAAGGAAGUAAGAGGAUGAGAUGACAAGAUGCUUGCAAUUUUCCAGCCACCUGUAUGUGCAUGUAAGCCAAAUACCUAAAAAACGGAGGUGCUGAUCAUUAGAAAUAUAUGGAGUGAGGCUUCUAUCUCUUGUAUUACUGUGGAUUACAUCUAAGUGUAGCAUCUAACAUGAAAUGGUUUUGACUUUCUGUAGCUGGAAUUCCAACAGGUCUAGAUAUUUUAUAAAAUUGGAGCUCUGUUGUUGUGGACUUCUUGCAAUGAGGACUUGAUUAAUGUGUCAGGCAGUGUUGAAAAGAUGGCAUCCUCAGUGAGCUAGAGAUCGUGCCAGACUCUGAAAAUAGAUGGUUUAACUAGGACGUCAUAUUGAACUAUGGUUUGGCACGAUGUCUGCAGUGACAAAUCUUAGGUAUAGCUAUUGCUUUAGCAGAGAUUAGAGUGAAAUUAUAAAACUGGUAGGAUGAAAAUGAAGGCAGGCAAACAGCUUUGCUUUUUUGUGAGCUCAAAGCUAAUGAGGGUUUUGCCAUUCCCUUUUAGAGGACCAAGGAGACUGUGGUGAGAAGUUAUAAACAUAACCUUUGCGAGAUGUGCUUCCUAAUAAGAAUUGCUUUUUUCAGAAACAGGUUUGUGAUGACAUCAGCAAGCGCUUAGGAAUCCUGCAGCAGAUGUGGGUACAAGGGAAACUCUCUGCCCCAGUGAGAAAAGGAAUGAAGAUUCUGACACAAGGUAAGCAGCAAGGACAAGGUUCAAUGCUCUGCGGCAACAUUCCUCAUUGUAAACUCUUAUCUUACAGCCUCUGGCCACCUUAAAUAAUUCCUAUAGCAGAACUACUGCUGCAGUAGGAUUAGCAUGCAGUCCAUGUGCGUGGCCUGUGGAGCCACAAACAUCUGCAUUCCUUACUUCUUUAGUGACUUAGGAGCUAGGGUCAGGGGAAGCAGUUGAAUUGGGCUACUUUUUCAUUACCUUUUGCAGUUCUGAGAUGCUUUCUUUUUACUUUCAGAGCUCAAGAAGCAGCACUGGGAUGCAGCUGAUGAGAUCCAUCGCUCACUAAUUGUGGACCAUGUCACUGAAGUGAGCCAGUGGAUGGUAGGAGUGAAAAGGCUCAUUGCAGAAACAAGAAACUUGCAUACAGAAGAUCUGGCCACAGAAGAUUACGAGCGAAAAGUUGAAACCUCUUUGGAACCAGAAUGCCAGUAAGAUUAGGCCACGUCCAAGGAGUUGGCAGUAUAAGACUGGGCCCGCAGGGGACUGAUUUCCUAAGCAGCAGAGGAAGGUGUUUUAUCGCCUGAGCAUUGGUGACCUACUCAAGUUAAUUUUUGCCAAUCUGACCAAAGCUCAAAGCUUAAGGAGAAUCUCUCAAGUAAGCUGGAGAAUUGUGUGCAGCUAUUUGAAAUUGGUGACUGUGGUUAAAAACAGCCAGCUCUUUCUGGACUUGGUACAAAAUGGAAGGAAGUGACUAGGUGAUGCAAUUGUAAUGCAAGUGUACAAUGAAAGUCCAGACUGAUACAUGUGGUACUGAAACUAAAAGCUUGCACUUACAGCUACUGCUGCUCUGGAGUUCAUUUCAGUCUGGAUAAGGUUCCUGGUCUUCAUCUACAGGCAACGACCGAUUUAUGUGUGACUGCACGCAUGCGCAUUGCGGCAACCCAGAAGUGGCUGGAAAAGGGGGUGGAAUGGGGAGGCGUGGGCUUGUGCAUGCUCCACCACUACACACAAUGACCUGAAACGCACCCCCCCCCCCCCCCAGAUUGGGUUGCAUGUACCUUGUAUUUUUCAUUCAAAUCUUUCUAGGAAAAUGUAGACUGUACAAAAGUGAGGUCUCAUGUUUCCCAGCAAUUGCAUAUCUGUCCUCAGCAAUUCAACCAAAAUGAGGAGAUAGAUCAUGGGUAGGCAAACUAAGGCCUGGGGGUCGGAUCUGGCCCAAUUGCCUUCUAAAUCGGGCCCACAGACGGUCCGGGAAUCAGCAUGUUUUUACAUGAGCAGAAUGUGUCCUUUUAUUUAAAAUGCAUCUCUGGGUUAUUUGUGGGGCACAGGAAUUCGUUCCUCCCCCCCCCAAAAAAAAUAUAGUCUGGCCCCCCACAAGGACUGAGGGACAGCGGACCGGCCCCCUGCUGAAAAAGUUUGCUGACCCCUGGGAUAGAUGCUAUUUCUAUUUUAUUUUAAAGGAACCAUUUUUUACUGCAAUGUCUUCAUUGUAGAGAGGAUAUUGUGCUGCUAUAUUUUUUUUUACUGUAACCCUCUACUGGCUUCCAUUCAACCAGUUCCCACUGUGACGUUCUCUCCACAUGCCCUUGGGGCAGCGUGGAGAAUAUGAUGACAACAGUUGCUGUGCAUCCUGCUUCUUUCAGUCUUAAACACUGCAGUUUAAUUCUGGAAGUAAUUUUUCCAUUGUGGCAACUAUUGAAGGUUACUAUAGUAAUUCAAUAAUAACAUUCCAUUAACCUUUCGGUGGGGAGUUACUGUUAUUCAGCAAUGAUCCCUCUGAUCGGCUGACAGCAUCUAUAAGUUUUUGUGGGGUUGUUUUUUUUAAAAAAAGGAAUACUGUGUACACAAUUUCAAGGUAACAUUACACUUUAUUUCCCCUUUAUCUCACAUGGGGCUCAAACCCAGAACCCUGAUAUUAAGCAUCUCACGCUCUACCGACUGAGCUACGACAGCUUAUUGACAGCAUCUAUAAGUUAAGGCUUAUGUUGCUACCUUAAUUUUGCUAAUUCUUAGAAACAAGUAUUGUAUCUUAACUUGUAUAAUACACAUAUUAAAUGAGUUCCCAGCUUCCAGCUGUUGGCUGCAAAUGGGCCUCUUAAAUGUCUUGCUGUACACAAGCAUAACAGCAGCUAGCAGCCAACAACACCUCAGAAGCAAGGUGUCAAGUCUGCAUCCUCCGUCUAGGCUGUACUGGACAUUGCCAACAGUCAACAUGUUGGCAUGAUUCACACAUUAUGUUAAACCAAACCAUGGCUUAGUAUGAGCACGUGGGCUCUAGGAGAAGAGACAGCAGCCACUUUUCUCUUCUGCCAUGCUGAGCUAAGCCAUAGUUUGGCUUAGUGUGUUGUCUGAACCCAGACUCAUUGUUUAGCUCCAGACUAACCCAUGGAGUUGUGACCAAGGGUUGCCCUAUGAUUUUGCUCCUCUUAUCUCAAGUGUUCUAAAAACAACCUCCCAACACUGCAACACCAACACUGAAAAACAAUAGCAAUUGUAUUCAGUGAUUUACUUCCUAAUAUCAGAGAAACUAAAUUAUCAGCUUGGAUUAAACAGAGAUUUAAAUAACUCCCCCCCCCCGCCCCGUUUGGAAGAUUUUUUUCUUCAUGCAACAGCCACAUGAUCCUAGUACAAUAUACCAACGUCUAGAACUUGUUACCGGCACCACACAAUAUGGAUAUUAAAAGUUUUUCUUCAGAAGAUCUCUAAAUACCGAGAUACAGGGAUAUAGUUGUGAACUCUGAUCGAUACUCUGGUGCUGUAAAAUCCUUCUGACUUCAAUAUUUUAAUUUAUGGAUAUGAUUUGUGAAUUGUCCUAAUGUAUUCAAAGGCUAUUAGCUGUAUUUUUCUUUUCUGUAUUCUAUCUUCUUUCAUGAAUAAAAAAAUAUUCUCCCCAUCUGAGAGAUACUUGGUAACAUCCAAAAUUAGUCAUACUUCCGGCUAAUGUUGGAUAUAUGUGGUAGCUUUGAUUAUAAGGAAGAGGACUAAAAUACAACUGUCAGUACUGUAAUGUCCUAAUAUGUAGUUGCAGUGCAGACACACUUGGAAUACUUUGCACAAUUCUGACAAGCCCAUCACAUAGUAUCGUAGGGUAAUAAAAAUGAAUGGGGACCUGGAGUACCUUUCCUACUAAGAAAGGCUAUGUUUGUAGCAUAGGAUAGUGUUUUAUAUAAUUAUGUAUGGUGUGGAGAUUUAUCCAUUAGCAGUGGAUUGUUGGUUAUAAAAGACUGAGGUGAAAGCCCUUGAUUAAGGUCAUUUUGCAAUUUGUACCAAACAAUUUUUUCACUGUUAGCUUUAGGGAUUGUUUUUUUUCUUGAUACCAUAAAGAUUCACUAACAGCAUUGUAGUGGAAUUCCCUCCACCACCCCCAGGUGGUGCUAGACGAGCUGCUCGACAAACACAACUUGGACAGACUAUCAGAAUGAUGCAACCAAACAGACACUAACAAAUGCACAUGGUACAGCCCUGAAAAUGAGAAGUGUGUGUCAAAAUCUUGCUCCUAAGGCUGGUUAUAAACAUCCAUGUCCUCCAUUUAAUCACUCUUUAACAAAACUCUCACAAAGGGAGGAAAUGCGCUGCUCUUGCUGCCACCAGAGGUUAGCCUUUGUCCUAAUAACACAUUCCAGCUGAGUUUGUACAGGCUACAUUCCUAGUCAUGUGUAUCAGAAAUGAAGGAAGCCAGACUUGCUUCCAACCCAGGAAUUUGGGUGCAGUGGAGAUUUAAAAAACCCUAAACCACUAUUUUAUGUGUUUUGCACUUGUAAAGGACAGGUAAACAUCUCUUCCUCAAUAUUUACAUCUGUGGAAUGUAACGUUCAAAACCCUGCAAAUUAGUAAGACUCUUUCUUCACCUGGGAAUUUUGUGUGUUCAGGCAGGCUGGAACAAUGUGCAAAAAGGUACUGAUGUAUCUUGGAACUUUGAUGUCGUAAGGUGACCAGAUUUGGCAGUUGAGAUCACACUUCUAUAAAUGGGAAUCUACUCUCAAUUCACUUUACAUAUUGCAGUAUUUAGAUUAACAAAACCCCACUGAACCAUGUCUACUUGUCCAUCAACCGACUUCACCCAGCUGGGUGAAGCCAGGUGAUGGGUGGGAGCCAAUCCUGCUUGGCGUGUGUAUUUCCUGUGGGUUAACUUUGGCAGGUGGGUGGGCUCUGCCCAUCUGUUAAAGUUGGCCACGGGAUAGGGAAGUUACACAGAUAUGGCCUGCCAGGCCAAAAAGGUUCCCUACCGAUGCUCUAGGGGGUAGGAACUGAACAGGAAGAUCUUAGUUCAAAACCCCUUUCAAGUAUUAAACUCCCUGGGUGAGCUUGGCAAUUGAACUGCUACAUAGAAUUACAGAUUCCCAAUUCUUCUCUACAUCCUGAGCAUUUGGAGAACUUACUGAUCGUAUCUGCCCACAAUAAAUUUGAUUAUUAUACACAGAGUCCUGCAUCAUACUCAUCAUUGGUUACCAAAAGACUAAGUGCACCAGUGUAUCAUCUGCAGCCUUGCACUAUUUAGGUGAUGAGCUGCCUUUUCCCUAGUCAGCAACUAGUUUCACUACUGGGCCACAUUGUGAAGGAGAUGAGUGUGUGGCCUGCUGGCAAGCCUCGUUGUGUUAGAAACAAAUUAGCUUUCUUCUGUGCACUCCAGCCAAACACAACUUAGUAUUUCUGCUUCUGCAUGGCAAGCUCUUCCAAAUCCAGAAAUAUGACAAGCUGUGUGACAAGUUAAUUAACUGAUGCUGAGGUUUCAUAUUAAAGCAGCCAGUUUUAGAGCAUCACUAUGAAAUAUGACUUAGGGCACCAGCACAGUAAAGUCACCUACUUCCCAAGGCAGGAACAUGGCUUUGGCAUAGCAUCUCGUAACUCUGCAAGUCCAUUUUUGAGAGUUGAAAUCAGAGAAGAAUUUUCCAUGUUUAAAGAUAAUUUAAUUUUAGUUCUGAGGUAUAUGUUGAGUGUAGAUACCUUAGGUUGGUAUGGAAUGUGUACUUAAAUAUGAAUCUGUUACUUAAGUGAAGUAGCUUGAUGUGUUGCUAUAUGUACUCUUAACACCUGCUGAUGGUUCUUAGGUUGGUUUGUUCUGCUUGUGAUACUGUUAUCUUUAUUAAAAAUAUUUUAAAGUAU